UGAUUUUAAGAGAAUAAAAGAUAAGAAAAAAACACAAUCCAUGAUCCACUAAGAUGUGAUAUAUUCUCUUAUUCUCUUACAUCCUAUAAACAAAAUCUCUCUCUAUAAAUAUCACCUCUCACCUCAACCAUUUCUCACACAUCCUCCUUCUUCUUCUUCUCAUUCUCACCAACUUCAUACAUUCUUCUAUUUUCAUCUCCCAAGAUGCAUUACCAAACAGAAUCAUGGGGAACCUAUCACAUGAACCCAAGAACAUCCUCCACAACAAUGAUGGGUGACCCCUUAGAACGAAUAGAGAGACUAGCAUCAGAAAAUGCUGUUGUGAUAUUCAGCAUAAGCACAUGCUGCAUGUGUCAUGCAAUCAAGAGAUUGUUCUGUGGAAUGGGUGUGAAUCCAGCUGUUCAUGAACUCGAUGAAGAUCCAAGAGGCAAAGAACUUGAAAGGGCACUAAUGAGACUACUUGGUACCUCCAAUGUUGUCCCUGUCGUUUUCAUUGGUGGGAAACUCAUUGGUACUAUGGAUAGAGUCAUGGGUUGUCAUAUUAAUGGUUCUCUUGUUCCUCUUCUCAAACAAGCUGGUGCUCUUUGGCUUUGAAAAUUUGAGGUUUCAUUUCAUCAAAGGCUCUUCAUUAUACUACUAGUGCUAUUUUAUCAAAAGUAAAACAAGGUUGAGGAAGAGGAUAAGUUGGUUUUUUUAUGAGACUCUUCAAAUUCCGUUUUGGAUUUUUUUAGUUAAAAAAACAACCUUUGUGGUACUUUUGAGUCUUGUUGUGUUUUUAUAGUUUAGUUUUUUUUUUCAUGGUUGGAAUUUGGGUUUGUCAUGUUUUUCUUUAAGGUUUCCUUCCUAUGUAAAGACAAAAAGCAUAUUGGAAGAACAAAAAAUGAACUAAUUUUACUAUUUA
This is a messenger RNA of Lathyrus oleraceus (garden pea), 901 nucleotides long. RefSeq names its product glutaredoxin-C5. The transcript has a single exon. The record is from RefSeq and is a predicted model, not a curated record. NCBI's taxonomy places the organism in Eukaryota, Viridiplantae, Streptophyta, Magnoliopsida, Fabales, Fabaceae. The coding region runs from base 205 to 594 and encodes 129 amino acids.